This is a messenger RNA of Cydia pomonella (codling moth), 474 nucleotides long. Its product is annotated as flexible cuticle protein 12-like. Lineage: Eukaryota; Metazoa; Arthropoda; Insecta; Lepidoptera; Tortricidae. Bases 39 to 389 code for a protein of 116 amino acids. Gene Ontology annotation, cellular component: chitin-based extracellular matrix. Gene Ontology annotation, molecular function: structural constituent of chitin-based larval cuticle. The record is from RefSeq and is a predicted model, not a curated record. The transcript has 3 exons.
UGUCAUUUGGUCGUGUCCCACCAUACAGUCACAUCAAGAUGAAACUGUUAAUCCUAUGCUGUUUGGUGGCAACGGCCUUGGCCGCACCAGCCGCUCCGAGCUUCAACCCCGCCGACGUGCAGAUCUUGCGAUACGACAAUGAAGUCAAUCCGGAUGGCUUUAGUUACGCGGUCGAGCAAUCCGACGGCUACAGGAACGAGGCCCAAGGAACGCUCGUAAAAGCCGGCGAGGAAGUGGUGUUGGCCGUCAAGGGAGUGUUCUCAUUCGUCAUCGACGGAGUCACCUAUACCGUCAACUACACGGCUGAUGAGGACGGAUAUAAGCCCACUAUUGAGCAAGGGCCUGGAGGAGCUGUUCCUCCGGGAGUCGUUGCUUCACUGCUUGGCUGAGAAACUGAACUAAAUUACGGCAUCUAUUUCACCGAUUUUAAUCUUAGGUACAAGAAUCUAAUAAAUAUAAAUCAGGUAACGUUAA